GUCUCAUUAAAAAAAAAAAAUUGAAACGAAUUAAUUGUAACGAGGUGGUAAUUGAUCAGGUAUAAAAAGCUUACACUGUAAGCUUAUUAAAAUUAAUUCUUAUGUUAGAACAAUCGUAAGUAAAUAAUGUCGCCAUUGUGUCCGGCUUUAUCUCGGUAGCUAUCACGUCUCCAGAAUGUUUGAAAACGAGCGGUUUUUCUCGCACUUGUCUGCAUUGGAGAGGGAAUUGUCUUUCAGAACAGAGAUGGGCCUGUACUAUUCAUAUUAUAAAACUAUUGCGGAAGCUCCAACAUUUAUUGGAGGUGUUCAUGCCAUUAUGAACUGUAAUGUAACAGAAUAUCCCGACACUAUCAACACUCUCAAAAGAUUUAAUUUAUACCCAGAGGUCGUGCUGGGAUUUGCUUUUCGUAUGUAUGUUUGGUUAACAACAAGCUUGAAUAUUCACACCAAGACGUGUUACACAGUUAACAGGGGUUACAACCAACCUCCAGUUCAAAGCUGUGAAGGUAUGGGAGAAUUGUCUUUCUUCUAUGUGUAUGCCAUCUUCUAUUUAAGUGGACUCAUGAUGUCCAUGUUCUUCUUGCUCUGUUUUUAUUUAAGUGGCAGUAUUCUUGGUGGAGUUAUAGGUACACUCUCUUACUUCUAUAACCAUGGUGAGUGCACCAGGGUUAUGUGGACGCCACCACUGAGAGAAAGUUUUUCAUAUCCAUUUCUUGUUUUCCAACUACUGGCUGUUACUCUGACACUCAAGUCUCCCAAGGCUGAUUGGCGACACUUGUCAUUAGUUGCCAUAACAACUAGCUUAUUUAUGAUUCCAUGGCAGUUUGCUCAGUUUGCAUUGCUGACACAGACAUGUGCCUUAUUUGGAUUAUACUUUCUUCAGUUCAUCACUUCACACAAAUUGUGUAACAUUCUAUUUGGGCUGCUGGUGGGGCAUGUUUUGAACUUUAUAAUUCAGUUUGGAAACUCCAUGCUUCUCAGUUCAUUCUUCUUGUCAGCCCUUAUCAUAACUUUAAUUAUCGCCAAACUUGAGCCACUUAUUUACCAAGUGCCACAUCAGCUUCUCAUAUGGGUUAUUCAAGCUGUGAUGUUUCUCACUGGAGCCAUAGGAAUUAAGAUUGCAAUUGCAAAGAUCCUUGGAAUCGCAGAUGAUGCACACAUAACCAGCAUCUUACGUUCCAAGUUUUCCAACUUCAGGAAUUUUGACACCUCGUUGUACACGUGUGCUCCAGAGUUUGACUUCCUCGAUCCAGAGACCCCAACAAAGUUGACAAAGACGUUGUUGUUACCAGCUGCAGCUGUUGGUAUAACUGCGGUUGUCAUGAAGAUUCUUGGAAAUGAAUGGAAGGCUUGGAUGGCUGAAAAAGACAAGUCGGACAAAGCAAUAGAAUCAGAACCCGAAUCAGAUGAAGAAGAAAAAGAUGAUUAUAAGAAAGCAGUGAACCUGAAACCUUAUGCUGAGCAUUUGUACCACGUGCUGCAGUCUCUGGCCUUCGUUAUCAUGGCGAUCAUUAUCAUGCGACUGAAGUUGUUUGGAACCCCCGCGCUGUGUGUUAUGGCUUCACUCUUGGCUUCAAGACAGUUGUUUGGUUUUGUUUGUGACAAGCGGAAACACCAAGCCGCAGUGGUUGUGCUUAUAGCUGUCAUGUCAGUACAAGGGAUAGGGAACCUACAAGUUCAGUUUGCGACACAAGGAGAGUAUAAUAACCCAGAACAAGAAGCGUUAGUUGAGUGGAUCAAUACGGAAACACCCAAGAAUUCUGUGUUCGCUGGUGCUAUGCCAACCAUGGCUACAGUUAAACUAUGCACAGGUCGGGCUAUCGUUAACCAUCCUCAUUAUGAAGACGUUGGCAUAAGAGAAAGGACUCACAAAGUGUACCAAAUCUUCAGUAGGAAGCCGCCUGCUGUUGUCUGGGAAACGCUGAAUUCCAUGAAAGUCACACACGUGAUUGUUGACACGCAGUGGUGCAGAGGACGACCAAAGUAAGUAUAUAGCCUUGUUGUCAUGGAAACAAUUUUUUAAAAAUUUAUAGUGGGGCUCAGAAUGGCUGGAAUGUUAUCUUUUUGUAAGCAGUUUUCGUCAGAGAGGUAACUUAAGCAUAUAACGCGUAACCGAAACAUUCUACGACUCUUAAAAAAUAAGAAAGCUACGGUGACAGCGGCAACAAGAACGUCGUGAAACAAGGUGCAAAAUAACCAGACCACAGCUUGUUUCGUGUUUCUAUAUGAGGCUGAAUGUUGUCUUCCAGCGGGGCCUGGGGCCCGUUUCUCGAAGGUCCCGAAAAGUUUUCGCA
Molecule: messenger RNA, 2294 nt
Organism: Orbicella faveolata
Lineage: Eukaryota; Metazoa; Cnidaria; Anthozoa; Scleractinia; Merulinidae
Product: protein C-mannosyl-transferase DPY19L1-like
Cellular component (GO): nuclear inner membrane
Molecular function (GO): mannosyltransferase activity
Source: RefSeq, a predicted model, not a curated record